Messenger RNA from Mangifera indica (mango), 1761 nucleotides. Its product is annotated as protein root UVB sensitive 2, chloroplastic-like. Gene Ontology annotation, biological process: auxin polar transport; response to UV-B. Gene Ontology annotation, cellular component: chloroplast envelope. The record is from RefSeq and is a predicted model, not a curated record. Lineage: Eukaryota; Viridiplantae; Streptophyta; Magnoliopsida; Sapindales; Anacardiaceae. The transcript has 10 exons. The coding region runs from base 218 to 1519 and encodes 433 amino acids.
GAGAUGAGAAACGCUUCAAACUCUCUUAGCUAAAAUUGUCAAAUCGUUAGUAGGGUUGGCUCUUUAAACUAACAAGCCCAAUCCAUGAACGCUAACUUAAAAAAAUAAUUUCUUAUUAUUUAUAAAACAAAUUCUCAAAUCGGAAACUCCGACUGUGACGGCGUGGAACCCUCCUAUCCUAUCCUAUACUACACUCUUCGCACUGGUUCCGGUGUCCAUGAACCUACUGGAGAAAAUCAACUUACUAAAGAAGAAGAAGGACCGAGAUAAAGCUACUGCGGUGGAAGACAUCCCAGUUGACUGGUUCGAGACCUCCAAUUCCAUCACACGCUACUACCAAUUCAAACCCGACGGCCACCUCUCUGUGAAGGUUUUGGAUGACUCCAGACCACUGUACCAUAGGGUCGUUGAAUCUUUCUUAAAUAAAUUUUUCCCAUCUGGUUAUCCGUACAGUGUGAAUGAGGGGUAUCUUAGAUACACACAAUUUCGGGCUCUGCAACACUUUACCAGUGCUGCAUUAUCAGUGUUGUCCACUCAGUCACUGCUAUUUGCUGCAGGCUUGAGACCGACUCCUGCUCAGGCAACUGUUGUGAGUUGGAUAUUGAAGGAUGGAAUGGAGCAUGUAGGGAAGCUCAUAUGUAGUAAUCUUGGUGCUAGAAUGGAUUCAGAGCCAAAGCGUUGGAGGAUCUUAGCUGAUAUCCUCUAUGACUUAGGCACUGGCUUGGAAGUCCUUUCUCCUCUAUGCCCAAGUCUUUUUCUUGAAAUGGCAGGCCUUGGCAAUUUUGCAAAGGGAAUGGCAGUGGUUGCAGCAAGAGCAACCAGAUUGCCUAUAUAUUCGUCAUUUGCCAAAGAAGGGAAUCUUAGUGACCUAUUUGCGAAAGGGGAGGCCAUCUCAACUCUUUUUAAUGUUGCUGGCUUAGGAGCUGGGAUUCAGAUGGCAUCUACUAUAUGUUCAUCAAUACAGGGAAAGUUGGUAGUUGGGCCCCUUCUUUCUAUUGUGCAUGUGUAUUGUGUUAUUGAAGAAAUGUGUGCUGCUCCUAUCAACACAUUGAAUCCACAGAGGACUGCAAUGAUUGUGGCUGAUUUUGUAAAGACUGGUAGAAUAUCUAGCCCUGCUGAUCUAAGAUAUCGAGAAGAUCUCUUAUUUCCUGGACGGCUUAUAGAAGAUGCUGGCAAUGUAAAGGUGGGCAGGGCUCUGCACACAGUUGUCAAGCCUUCAAAACUGGAGGAAUUAAAAGAAAUAUUUGGUGAGGAGAAGUUUGUAUUAAAUCGUGGAGAUAAAUGGACUGACAUGGUAUUAGAGCACAAUGCUAGUGGUGAAGAUGCAUUAAGGGGUUGGCUAGUUGCAGCAUAUGCUACUACCAUGGAGAAGUCUUUCCAUGAUCCAAGUACUAAUGUCUUCAUAGAUGCUUAUGAGAAGAUGAACACUGUGUUCACCCCAUUUCUAACUGGACUGCAGGCCAAAGGAUGGCAUACUGAUCGUUUCCUUGAUGGAACGGGCAGCCGUUUUGCAUGGUAGUACUUUGAGAUUCACGAGAAUAUAUUUCUUCUUCAAGGUAAAAGAUUAAUGUUUAAAUUGAGUAGAGUAUAUGAUGAGAUAGUACUGAAUUGUAACUUCCAUUUCUUAGAUUUUGUUGAUCCAAUCUAGGUCAAUGCAAUGAGCCUUAAUUAGCUGAUGUGGAUUAAUUGAAGUAGAAUCAUGAAUGAAGUUAGUGAGAUAAUGAAGUUGAUGCUUAUAAUAGAAGAAAAACCAUUUAUUUA